AUGCUCGGCGUGCGCACCGGGAUGCGAACACUUGUCAGUUUCCGCUCGCAGCUGAGGCGCAGAAGUCUCAUGUCCCAGCCAAUGUACAUGUACUCAGAUUUCGAAAGAAGCUUCGAUGCCCGAGCUUAUCCCGUCUAUGGCUAUUCUGAACAAUACGACGUCAGAGGAUUCCAACAAGACGAUGGAAAUUUCUACGAAAAUCCGCAAAAUAUGAUGCAAAUGCCGGCGUACCAAAUGAAUAAUCCACAAAUGGCAAUUCAGCCCGUCGAGCCAAUUCAACCAAAAAUCGAGGUUAUCCCGCCAGUCGACCCGAAACCUGUCGAAAGUCAAGUGGCAGUAGAAGUGCCGGCGCCGAUUUCAGUUCAAGAAAAAGCUGAAAAGGUGAGUGAGGAGAAGAAGCUGUCGUUCAUUCCGAGAGUCGCGCCAAGUCAAGUUCCGGUUGGACUGAAUGAUAAUAUAGCCAAAUCGACUGUAGCUCCUUUAUCUCCAGGUGAUUGGGACUACAACGCACCCGUUGACCCUCAAAUUCUCGACUACGAAGCUGAUUUUUCGAUUCCAAAUGCCAAUUUUAUCUUCCACAACAAGCUGCCAAAGUCGGGAUCAACGACGAUGCACGACAUUUUGAGAAAAUUGAGUCAAAAGAAUCUUUUCAAUUACAAGAAGAUGGACUCGUCGUUGAUGGAAUUUGAUGAUGACCAAAGUUUAGUCAACUACAUAAAAGAAAACCAAAAAACUCCAUUCUUCUUCAUGCAGCACCACUUUUUCACCAAUUUCACCAGCUUCGGACUUGAGCAGCCGACGAUGAUUAACGUGAUCAGAGAGCCGCUCGAUUGGUUUAGUAGCCAUUAUCAUUUCAAGGGCCGGCGAUACAUCGAGUUCUUCUGUGGAAAUGGCCCUGAUUGCCAACUUCCCCAACUAGCCCGAGAUGAUGAUGUCUACAAAUCGAAAAUGGUCGAAGUGGCGAAGAGGCGAAUGCUGGAGGAUUAUUUCGUUGUUGGAGUUUUGGAGCAGUUUGAAGAUACAUUGAACUUGUUUGAAAAAGUGCUGCCGAGAUAUUAUCGCGGCGCAUUGGACGUAUACGAGUCGAAAAUGAUUCAAACGACUCGAAACCAGACGAAAUCGAUCGGAAAACGUACUCUUCCAGAUGAAGUUGCAACAAAACUUCGUUCUGGUGCAUUAAAGUACGAACUUGAUCUGUAUCAAUUCGCCCGGCAACUGUUCAACAAGCAAAUGGAAGCCCUUAAUAUUCCACGCUAUCAAAAACCAGCUGAGCUCUAG
This is a messenger RNA of Oikopleura dioica, 1278 nucleotides long. NCBI's taxonomy places the organism in Eukaryota, Metazoa, Chordata, Appendicularia, Copelata, Oikopleuridae. The record is from the annotation of a GenBank genome assembly.